AUGACAGAUUUUGUUAGUGGCAUUUGUCAAGCUCUAGGUAGAGAAUUAAAAGAUUUAAUAGAAACUGAAGAAGUUUUUAAAGUGAAGAAAUCAAGUUACAGCAAAAAGAUUGUAAAGCAGUUGAAGAAGGAGUACAAAGAAGAUCUUGAAAAAUCAAAAGUUAAAACAGAGGUCAAUUCUCCAACAGAUGUUGAACCACCACUAGAAAAGACAGGGCAGAUUAAGGAUAUAGGUCAAGAAGAUGGGACUGCGAACAGUGAGCAUGGUGAAGAAGAAAUGGAAGUUGAAAGUGAGAAGGAAGACGAGAAAACAAAAGCUGGUGGGGCUUUUUCAAGUGCUCUAUCAUCACUGAAUGUUCUCCGCCCAGGAGAAAUUCCAGAUGCUGCUUUUAUUCAUGCCGCUAGGAAAAAGCGUCAAAUGGCUCGUGAACUUGGAGACUUUACUCCUGUUGACAGUGAACCAGGUAAAAGCCGCCUUGUUCGAGAGGAUGAAAAUGAUGCCAGUGACGAUGAAGAUGAUGACGAGAAGAGGAGGAUAGUUUUUACAGUGAAGGAAAAAUCCCAAAGGCAAAAGAUUGCUGAGGAAAUAGGUAUUGAGGGAAGCGAUGAUGAAGCACUGGUGGCAGGGGAGCAAGAUGAAGAAAUCAGUAGAUGGGAGCAAGAACAGAUACGGAAAGGAAUCAACAUACCUCAGGUUCAACCAAGUCAGCCUGCUGAAGUGAAUAAUCUGUACUACCAGAACACUUACCAGACACUGUCUUAUGGUUCAUCGUAUGGCAUUCCAUACACUUAUGCUGCGUAUGGAUCAUCGGAAACCAAGUCUCAAAAAACAGAUAAUACAGUUCCUUUCAAAACUCCCAGUAAUGAGAUGACUCCUGUUACUAUUGAUUUGGUAAAGAAACAGCUUAAAGACAGGUUGGACUCUAUGAAAGAAUUGCACAAAGCUAAUCGGCAGGAGUAUGAGAAGCAUCAGCAAAGCCGAGAGGACUCUACCAAGGCAAUUGAAAGAUUAGAAGGGUCUUCUGGGGGUAUUGGUGAACAGUAUAAGUUUUUGCAAGAAAUGCGAGGGUAUGUCCAAGACUUGCUUGAGUGUUUCAGUGAAAAGGUGCCUCUGAUUAACGAACUUGAAUCUGCAAUGCACCAGCUGUACAAACAGCGAGCUUCCCGCCUUGUCCAAAGACGACAAGAUGAUAUUAAAGAUGAAUCUUCGGAGUUUUCAAGCCAUUCAAAUAAAGCACUGAUGGCACCAAAUCUUGAAUCUUUUGGGCGAGACAGAGUGAUCUAUCAAGAACAAGUCAAGCGUCGGACUGCAGAAAGAGAGGCCAGAAGAGCUCGUCGUAGACAAGCAAGAGAGCAGACUGGGAAAAUGGCAGAUCACCUUGAAGGCCUUUCCAGUGAUGAUGAGGAAACUUCAACGGAUAUUACAAACUUCAACCUGGAGCGAGAUCGUAUAUUGAAAGAAUCCAGCAAAGUUUUUGAAGAUGUUUUGGAAAGCUUUUACUCAAUUGAUUGUAUUAAGUCACAGUUUGAAGCUUGGCGCUCAAAGUAUUUUGCUUCUUAUAAGGAUGCUUACAUUGGCCUCUGUUUACCAAAGCUGUUUAACCCUCUAAUCAGACUUCAGCUGCUUAUCUGGACUCCUUUGGAGGGCAAGUGUCGAGAUUUUGAGACUAUGUUGUGGUUUGAAUCAUUGCUGUUUUAUGGCUGUGAAGAACAGGAGCAAGUGAAAGAUGAUGCUGAUAUUUCACUAUUGCCUACCAUUGUAGAGAGAGUUGUUCUUCCUAAAUUAACAGUGAUUUCUGAAAAUAUAUGGGAUCCUUUUUCUACAACACAAACAUCUAGAAUGGUAGCAAUUGUACAGAAACUAGUAGAUGGAUAUCCUUCAGUUGUGAAUGCAGAAAACAAAAAUACACAAAUGCUUUUAAAGGCAUUGUUGCUAAGAAUGAGGAGAACACUAGAUGAUGAUGUAUUCAUGCCCUUAUAUCCAAAAAACGUCUUAGAAAACAAGAACUCUGGUCCCUAUUUGUUUUUCCAACGUCAGUUUUGGUCCUCUGUUAAGUUAUUAGGAAACUUUCUCCAGUGGUAUGGAAUCCUUUCAAACAAAACUCUUCAGGAACUGUCAAUAGAUGGUCUGCUAAAUAGAUACAUUCUUAUGGCUUUUCAAAACUCUGAGUAUGGAGAGGACAGCAUUAAGAAAGCUCAAAGUGUGAUUGCUUGCUUUCCUAAACAGUGGUUCACUAAUCUAAAAGGAGACAAAACUAUUUCUCAGUUAGAAAACUUCUGUAGAUACCUUGUUCAUCUGGCUGAUACGAUUUAUAGAAACAGCAUUGGUUGCUCUGACGUAGAGAAGAGAAAUGCAAGGGAGCACAUAAAGCAGAUCAUAAAGCUUCUAGCAAGUAUCCGAGCAUUGGACCAUGCUGUGACAGUUGCAAAUGAUCACAACGUAAAAGAGUUAAAGAUUUUAAUAGAAGGAAAAUAGACUUUUCCGACAACUCGUUUUGAGCUUUAAAACCAUUCCUGAUGUGUAAUUUAUGUACAUAUGUAAAGUUUCUUAAACUGUAAAGUAUUGAUCUUUGUUUUAAUACAAAGUGCAUUCUUAUAUACAGCAUCCUUAAAAAAAAAAUUGAACUUCUUUGAAAACAAAAAUGAAAUCCCAAGGUUGUCACAUUUCCAGAAAUCAGAUUUUCCUUAAAGUUUCUCAAAAUCUUGUUUACAAAAAUACUUUGUACCCAUGAUCAGUAGUCAUCUGCUCUUGUUAAUUGUUCCAUGGUUAACUGGAAUGUGUAUAAUAUGUGUAAUACAAUGUAUGCAUAUAUUUAUAACACCAUGUUGCUUUCACACUGGAUAAAAGAUCUUUUACUGUUGGAAUAAGUUCUUCAUUUGCUAAAAAAAUACUUAUUUUGACAAUAAAAUGAUCAUAUUAUUGGUCAAAAGGGCUGGCAAGACAUUGAAAUAUGUGAAAAUCACUUGAGCUGGAGAGUAGAGAUACUUUCAAAUGGAACUUUACCUUUAAAAAGCAGCUGUGC
Molecule: messenger RNA, 3022 nt
Organism: Mesitornis unicolor (brown roatelo)
Lineage: Eukaryota; Metazoa; Chordata; Aves; Mesitornithiformes; Mesitornithidae
Gene: PAXBP1
Product: PAX3 and PAX7 binding protein 1
Exons: 18
Coding region: 1-2475 (824 amino acids)
Biological process (GO): mRNA splicing, via spliceosome; positive regulation of transcription by RNA polymerase II
Cellular component (GO): nucleus
Molecular function (GO): DNA binding
Source: RefSeq, a predicted model, not a curated record